Messenger RNA from Eriocheir sinensis (Chinese mitten crab), 1911 nucleotides. It is a transcript of the gene Snap29, whose product is annotated as synaptosomal-associated protein 29-like. The coding region runs from base 143 to 1018 and encodes 291 amino acids. Gene Ontology annotation, cellular component: SNARE complex; plasma membrane. The record is from RefSeq and is a predicted model, not a curated record. Gene Ontology annotation, biological process: exocytosis; synaptic vesicle fusion to presynaptic active zone membrane; synaptic vesicle priming. Lineage: Eukaryota; Metazoa; Arthropoda; Malacostraca; Decapoda; Varunidae. The transcript has 7 exons. Gene Ontology annotation, molecular function: syntaxin binding; SNAP receptor activity.
UGAUCUGGCAACAGUGUGAGUCAGCCGUCUUGUGAAUCAGCUGACCGUGGUAAACAAUCGCCCUCACCCACGCACACAUACACACGUUUUUGAGGCCCAGUAUUACGACGAGGGUAUUAUUAUCACCUUAAGGAGGACCAUCAUGGCUUCAGGAGGUUACUAUGGCAGCAGCAAGGGUGGCAUUGGUAUGCUCAACAACCACAUGGAUGACGACGCGAGGAUGACAGCGGAGUUCCUCAACACCUCGAGCAGCACAUUCCUUGCCUCGGACAGGCUCCAGCCUGGCCCAGAGAAGCAGGCGGCCGAUGAGGUGGAGGUGCGGCGCCAGGAAAUACUCCGACAAAUGAGGGAGGUUGAAAAUCGUACACUGCAGUCAACCAAAAACAGCAAAAUAAUGUUGAACGAGAGCGAAAAAGUUGGUCUGGAGACGGCAGAGGAGUUGGUGAAGCAGCGCGAACAGCUCUCCAACACUGAACGCAAGCUGGACAACAUCAUGGGUGACCUCAAGGACACGCAGAAGAAUAUCAACAGCAUCAAGAGUGUGUUCAGCAGCCUUAAGACAUGGUGGAGCACGCCAAAGCAGGACCCACAAAAGGACGCCACUAAAGGGUCCUCCAGCAAGCCCACAAGUCCCACUGAGCCGAGUGUUAGUGGAGACAAAGUCCUGCAAAACCCUAAUCUUGGUUCUGCUUAUGAGAAGAGUCAAACGUCCAUUGCUGUCACCCAGAAGACCUCGAAACACCCUGCACUGCAGCUUAGAGGGUUUGAAGAGGAGGAAGAUGACAACUUGCCCAACCAGGACUUCCGAGAGACUUCCAGGAGGGUGAAUGAACAGCUCGACGCAGACCUCGACGACCUGUCCAGCGGGUUGUCGCGCCUCAAGGGUCUGGCGCAGGGACUGGGCGAGGAGAUCACCGACCAGAACACCCUCCUCGACCGCAUCUCGGAGAAGGCCGAACGCGCCGACACCACCAUAGGCUCGCAGAACACCCAGAUGAAGAAACUCUUGAAGCGGUGAAACUGACCUCAACUAUGGCAAGCUAUGUGGGUAUGUUCGGGGGUGCGGUCACUGUCAGGUACUACUACUAUUGCUGCUAUUACUACUACUAGGGUGUCUAAUAUCGUAAGUGAAGUAAAGUAGAGUAAAAGUGAUCCUAAGUAACGUGUGUGGUAAGUUAUCCAUCACGGCCGUGCUUUGAAGAACACUAAUCUACGUACAGGAAGUAUCGUGCCAUGCCUUCACUACCCCUGUAUGGCAAUUUGUAAUCAUCGACCAUUUAUAUUAAUAAGUAUAUCGGGAAAAAAGAAGGGGGGAAAAAUGAGGUGUAAUAAUGAAACAGUAUUGAAAUAAAGUAAUUACCAUGCUUUUUUUUGUGCUACUGUCAUGUUCUCUCUCCUAUCAGUACGCAUAGCAGGAAGAGGACUGAAAAGAGAAAAGAAAAACUGACGUGUAAUAAUGAAAUAGUGUUGAAAUAGAUAGCUACUGUCAUGUAUUGCUAGGCUAUCUUUGCCCAUAUGCACUCACCGACCAUUCCUAUCGGCACGCAUAUCAGGGAAAACAUGAAAAAAAUUAUGAAAAACUGACGUGUAAUAAUGAAAUAGCGUUGAAACAAAUAGCUACCAACUGCCAUGUAUUGCUAGGCUGUCUUUGCCCAUAUGCACUCAUCGACCAUUCCUAUAGGUACGCAUAGCAGGGAAAACAUGAAAAAAAUUAUGAAAAACUGACGUGUAAUAAUGAAAUAGCGUUGAAACAAAUAGCUACCAACUGCCAUGUAUUGCUAGGCUAUCUUUGCCCAUAUGCACUCAUCGACCAUUCCUAUAGGUAUGCAUAGCAGCGAAAACAUGAAAAAAUUAUGAAAAACUGAUGUGUAAUAAUGAAAUAGCGUUGAAAUAAAUAGCUUCUGUCAUGUA